Messenger RNA from Metschnikowia bicuspidata var. bicuspidata NRRL YB-4993, 958 nucleotides. It is a transcript of the gene RRP15, whose product is annotated as Rrp15p. Gene Ontology annotation, cellular component: preribosome, large subunit precursor. The transcript has a single exon. The coding region runs from base 8 to 712 and encodes 234 amino acids. NCBI's taxonomy places the organism in Eukaryota, Fungi, Ascomycota, Pichiomycetes, Serinales, Metschnikowiaceae. Gene Ontology annotation, biological process: maturation of LSU-rRNA; maturation of 5.8S rRNA. The record is from RefSeq and is a predicted model, not a curated record.
GUGGAACAUGGCUCAAAAAAGAAGUAGAGAAAACGCUGGUAAAAGCGAUAGCACUGCCAAGGUGGACAAAAAGGCUAUUGAAACUUCAAAAAUUCUCGAAGAGAACGAGAACCUAUCUGAUUUGAGCGAUUCCGGUUUAGAUGACGAUGAUGAAUUUGCCGCUGGCCAGGAGGGUCCUCUGGGAAGCAGCAGUCUGGAAGAAGAUGGUGAAGGUUCUGCUGAUGAGAGCGAAGAUGAGUCGUUUCCUUUGAAGAAGAAGAAGAAGAACACAGAUGAUGGUAGAGGCACCUUCGCGAACGCUUUCAACGCCAUUCUUGGGUCGAAACUCAAAGCCCACGAUAGAAAGGACCCCAUUAUGGUGCGUAGCAAGGGAACUCUCAAGAAGUUGGAGUCGGACAAAUUGGAAGCCAAGGCAAAGCGUUUGAUGCAUUCCGAGAAGAAAGAAUUACAGGAUAAACUUAGAGUUACCAAUCUUUUGCCAUCUGCAAGCGACACUGAGAAUGUGAGGGAAAUCAUUGAGAAGGAAAGGAGACUCAAAAAAGUUGCACAGAAGGGUGUUGUGAAAUUGUUCAAUGCUGUUCUUGCUACACAGGUGCGUACCACCCAUGAUGUCGGCCAAGAAAAGGUGGGAAUGGCCAAGAAAGAGGAGCUCAUAAAUGAGCUCACUAAGCUGAAAUUCUUAGACCUUGUGAAAGCUGCCGGGGAGGAAUAGAGGCUUUGAUAGUUAUCCUCACCCGAAGAACAUUGAGGGAAUACCAGAACUGUGACCCAUCAAUGAAUACAAGACGCAAGAAUAUAGUGAACCCCAAAACGGGCCGAUUAGCUCAUAGACCAAACUUUUGGGAAUCAAGACUCAAAACUGGGACCUAACACGCAUUACAUUAUGUAAUUGACGACAAUGCAGUACAAUUUGUCUAGCUUUUUGAUGGAUGUCACGCCAAUCACAAAAGUACUCGGA